CCGAUUGGGAAACCAACAAUCAAGGCAUCGUGAAAAUGUACGUUGAGAACGGAAAGAAACACUCCGAGAUGGGAGGUAUAAAGCCUCGCUCUUUCCUCGACACAACAGAUCUCAUUCAGCAGCAACCAUUCACAUACUCUCGCUACCACAUCUAAGUCAAAGAUUUAAAAGAAUACCAGAUCUCAUUACUUUCUAUCCAACCAAGUUCAUACAGAUUUUGCAACAUGGUCUCCUUCACCCUGUCAACCAUCUUUCUUGGUCUCGCGGCCUUGAGCAGCGCCCUCCCAUCAAGCAAACGCGAAUACUCCAAGACAAAAUUCGCAUUCUCGCUCCAAGCUGAAGGCUACCCCGCCCUCUCACUCAACGCAGUGCAAUCUGGCACUCUCGGAAACCUCGACUUGGUUUUCCAACGACCAUCUGCCUAUCCAGGCACACCAGCGUACUUCAACGGCACGAUACUCGAUUUUGACCUCAGUGAUCCCAACCUCCCAAGCUCAUACGGCAUGUAUUUUACGAACGUCGGAGACAACUAUGGUGUCACUGUCCCGGUGACUGCUAUUUAUGCUGGUGGAAAAGAAGGAUUCAGCAUUUUGAACGAUGGAACUCUUGCUGCUCCCAUGGAUGCUGCUUUGGAGCACUUCUUUGCUUGCAAUGGGACUGUGAAUGGCGAAGACAUCCUGCAGCUGAAGUGGGGCGUUUUCGAGUCUAAUGGCGAAAGCCCAGCAGGUUGCGUCGCUGCAACUUUGAACCAAGUUUUCAAUGUCAAGGCGUAGGCAGGGGCAAGCAGGGAUCGAAAGGGAGAAGUGACGGG
This is a messenger RNA of Mollisia scopiformis, 811 nucleotides long. RefSeq lists its product as uncharacterized. Bases 225 to 773 code for a protein of 182 amino acids. NCBI's taxonomy places the organism in Eukaryota, Fungi, Ascomycota, Leotiomycetes, Helotiales, Mollisiaceae. The record is from RefSeq and is a predicted model, not a curated record. The transcript has a single exon.